AUGGCGAAGUUCAAAAUGAAAUUCAACCAGCUCUGGCUGUUUUAUGUUUUAUUUCUUCCUCUAUCAAGUGUUUUUUGUUUCAGUGAGUUGUCCUUCAUCACAGAGCCCAGUGAUGUUACUGUAAUACCAAAGGAUCCAGCUAUCUUGGACUGUCAGGCUCAUGGGCAGCCUCCAGUCACCAUCAAGUGGCUUAAGAAUGGAGUUCGUCUGGCAGAGAGCAAGCACAUACAGUUUCUGCCUAAUGGCUCCUUGUACAUACCAAAGGUAAAGCAUAACAAGGAGGAUUCGGAUGAAGGAUUCUACCAGUGCCUCUCUCAGAACAAAUAUGGAGCUAUCCUAAGCCAAAGAUCACGUCUGACUAUCGCAAGUAUUUCACAAUUUGUGGUGCAUCCUGUGCCUAUGGUGGUGACUGAGGGCUCGGUGGCCCGAUUCUCUUGUGCAGUCACUGCCAGUCCUCCUGCCACCAUCACCUGGGAGCUCAACCAAAGCAUGUUGCCACUAGAGACGGACAGAAUCACAGUUUUGCCUAAUGGAGUUCUUCAGAUCCACAACGUACAGUUGGAAGAUGCUGGACAAUACCGGUGUGUGGCAACUAACAUUGGCAGUCGUAUGAAGAGCAGAGAGGCAGCACUGACGGUCAACAUAGGUGCUGGCCCAAAGCCUCGCCAGAGGCCCAGAAUCAUCGCUGGACCUCAGAACAUCACAGCUUCACUGCACCAAACCGUGGUGCUGGAGUGCAUGGCCACAGGAAACCCUCGGCCCAUCAUCUCCUGGAGCCGUGCUGAUAGUAAGCCCAUCGAUGUGUACAACGCCAGAGUGCUGGGCAACGGGAACCUGGUUAUCACUGAUGUCAGCUCCCAGCACAGUGGAGUCUACCUCUGCAGGGCUACCACCCCUGGAACACGCAACUACACUAUUGCUGCAGCGAACCUCACUGUUCUGGUGCCACCGUCCAUUGUUGAGAGGCCUGAGAGCCAGACCCGUCCAAGAGCAGGCACUGCCCGCUUUAUGUGCCAGGCGGAGGGAGUGCCCCCACCCCACAUCACCUGGCUGAAGAACGGAGAGGAGGUUCACUUAAAUGGAAGAAUCAAAAUGUACAACAGUAAGUUGGUGAUCACCCAGAUCAUCCCUGAGGAUGAUGCCAUUUAUCAGUGUGUGGCAGAGAGUGAGCAGGGCUCUGUGCUGUCCUUGGCUCGCCUCAUCGUUGUCAUGUCAGAGGACAGGCCCAGUGCACCAAGAAAUGUCCAUGCUGAGACCAUCUCAAGCUCUGCCAUCUUACUGGCCUGGGAGAGACCACUCUACAACGCAGACAAAGUCAUUGCUUACUCCAUCCAUUACAUGAAGGCUGAAGGUCUAAAUAAUGAGGAAUACCAAGCUGUUAUUGGCAACGACACAACCAGUUACAUUAUUGAUGAUCUUGAGCCAGCACGAAACUACAGUUUUUACAUCGUGGCUUACAUGCCAAUGGGAGCCAGUCGUAUGUCAGACCAAGUCAGUCAACAUACCCUGGAGGAUGUGCCCCUUCGUACUCCAGAGCUAAGUCUGACCAGCAGCAGCCCAACAGAUAUCCAGGUGAGCUGGCAGCCUCUGCCAGCCAAGCUGAGCCGGGGUCGGGUCUCUGCAUACAGGCUUUCCUAUCGGACAGCUUCAGACAACACAGUCACCUCUGUGGAGCUGGCUCAGAACAGCACUGAAUAUCUCCUGGAGGGCCUGCAGCCUGACACCAUUUACCUGCUCCGCAUGGCUGCAGCGACCCGUGUGGGCUGGUGUGAGCCCUCAGCAUGGACCUCCCACCGCACACCCAAGACUUCCAGCAGCAAAGUGCCCCCAGCCCCUCUUCUUCAACUGGAGCCUCUCAACUGCACCUCCAUCAUGGCACGCUGGCAAACCUCACAAGGAUCUGUGGUUGUCCAGGGAUACCGCCUGUGUUACCAUGAGGAGGGCCAACCAGAGCAGCCCACCAUCCAGCUCCAGGCUCAAACCUCAGACUAUACCAUCAGUGGGCUUGAUCCAAGGAGAAAGUAUCACGUCAAGCUGCUGGCUUUCAGUCAAGCAGGAGAAGGAUAUCAAGCAGACCAGACAGUUAGCACUCCUGGAUGUGUGUCGGUAAGAGACCACCUGGCAGCAGCUCCUCCUGCUCCUGAUCAUGUGAUUGCCCUGGCCAAUAGUUCCUCUGCAGUGUCCCUGCGUUGGAGCCGUCCUGCCUUCACCUCUGGGAAAGCUGUUAGCUAUACAGUCCGCUGUACUCCUGUGGGCACACACAACGCCUCAGCUAUACGCUACUUGCAAAUCACCAAUCAGAGCGUAAUGGUGCAGAAUCUGGAAGCAAACACCCGUUAUGAGUUUGUGGUCCGUCUUCAUUUGGACCAAAUGUCGAGUCCCUGGAGUUCUGUUGUUUACCACAGGACCCUAGCAGCAGCACCCAGCCAGCCGCCUGCCGGAGUGCGGGUAACCCUGAUCGAGGAUGACACAGCACUAGUGUCCUGGAGGGAGCCUCCAGAGCCAAAUGUGGUCGUCACACACUAUACCAUCCUGUACGCCUCCCAGGAAGCCUGGCUGGCCGGACACUGGCAAAUAAUGCAGAAGGAAGGAAGCAACACCAUGGCCCUGCUGGAGAAGCUGGAGCCUGGGAACACCUACCUGGUGAAGAUCUCUGCCUCCAACCAGGUCGGAGAUGGACCUUUCUCCAGCACCGUGGAGCUGGCCCUGCAGCGCGGAAACGGCCACCGCAGCAAGAACCCCAGGCACUCUGACAGCUUCUCAGAGACGACCGUGUUCUCUGAUGGUCUCUAUCACAUAGACCAGAGGUCCAUGACAGGGAUCAUUGUGGGUGUGUGCAUCGCCUUAGCCUGUAUUGCCAUGUGUGCCUUGAUCCUCAUCAGCAAGGGCAGAUCCAGGAAAUCUUCUAGUCCCAAGGUCAUUGGUGGAGGGAUUCAUGAAGGCCCACACGCUGGUUUGUCUCUGCCCAGCGAACACCAUGCGGAGAAUGUCGAGGCCCUCAUGCCCAUGAUAAACAAUCACUUCAUCGAUGCCAAGGGUGGAUCUAAUAUGCUCAUCAAUAGUGCUGGCCCAGUCAAAAGUGGCAGCCAAAGCAAGAGGUGGCUGUUCUUCAAGAGGGAGAAAUGCAGUCCAAGUAACACUGAUGUGGAGAACAGAGCUUGCUUGUAUGAGUCUGGCAAGACCGUCCUGAGGUAUGAGGAGAGGCUGGAUGCAGCGCCCCUUGCUCCCUCGUCCCGGGACAUCAUUUAUGGGCCGCUUCACAUGGAGAGCUCUCACACUAGCGAAGGCAGCCAAGAGACAGGAGACUCGGGACACUACUCCAAUGAAGAAAGCAACGAAGAGAUGAGCAACCCCUCAAGCAGCCAAAGCUCCAGACCUCAGCCUUUUGGGCCAGAUGGCAGUGCCCCUGGUUCAGAGCUUAAGCCGUCUUUUGAAGUGGAAAACGAGGAGACACAGAGCCGUCCCCUCCAUCUCCAUCGCUCAGCCUCCGACGCUGCCCAGGUCUGCCGCAUCUCUGCUGCGGAGGCAUGUCAUCCCACCCAGCACGCGCCCCAGCCGGCAGGCUCCUGA
Messenger RNA from Myripristis murdjan (pinecone soldierfish), 3570 nucleotides. Its product is annotated as protogenin B-like. The record is from RefSeq and is a predicted model, not a curated record. Gene Ontology annotation, molecular function: protein binding. NCBI's taxonomy places the organism in Eukaryota, Metazoa, Chordata, Actinopteri, Holocentriformes, Holocentridae. Bases 1 to 3570 code for a protein of 1189 amino acids. The transcript has 19 exons. Gene Ontology annotation, biological process: cell-cell adhesion.